AUGACUUCAUCAUCGUCAAAGCACCAUCCUGCCCAGUCCACGUUCACUCCGUCCCUAAAGACCACACUGAAGAAGAAACAGGAGAGGUGUAAUGGGAGUAAUGGGAAUCGAAAUGAGGUCCCAGAGAAAGGAGAGCGGCUGAAGGUGGUCAGACCUCCUCUGGCCCUCGACAGAACGUAUUGCAUUGCACUGAAAGAUGACUGUUCAUUUGCUCUCUUGGAGGUCGGCGAGCUUCGCAGCGCCAUGAAUCUCUACUUAUUCGCAGCCAGCACCUCCGAGCGCUGCUCCACCUGGGUCUCCACCAUCCACCAGGCCAAGGAAAGUCUGAGGAGUCUGAGACAGACAGAGAGCAACAGACAACUGGAAAACUGGAAAUUGCAGCUGCUGGAGAACAAACCUGCCGCAGAAACAAAGACGGAUGAUCUGGAGACAGAAGAGCAACUUCUUACCAAAUCAAGACGAGAGACUUUCGUGGAUGAAAUUACAGAGGAACUUAUUAUCUCCCGUGAAAUAAAUGGGAUGUUGGCGUCUAAAGAAUCAGAAGAACAACCUCCAGAAGAUGAGGCCACUGAUCCUGAUGUGUCUUUUUUGCCCAACAACCAUAAAAGACCAUUUGUGAAAAAGGGUUCUGCUGUUUGGCAACAAGCAGUCAGAGAGUAUGAGUGGAUAGAAAUGGAAGUGAGAAGAGAAGAAGUCCGGAUGCACGCAGAGCAGGAACAAAGAAAGAUGCACUCUCUGAUGACAACGAGACAACAGCUGAUCUGGAACCAAAAGACGCAGUCUGCUCCCAAUCUGGAUCGUUUCAGUCGCAGUGCUGCAGCUGAUCCAAACAACACAACUGGACCACAUGACGUCUUAUAUCCAGAUGUUGACUACCCAAUGGAUGAAGAAAGUGCUUCACAACUUCCUCAUCAACCAACAAUAUCCUGGGAGGGGCCUGAGGUUCCAAGACUACCGGGAGAAGGAGGAAUAUCCACAAAGAGAGACUCAGAUUCUCAGUCUGUGCACCAGGACUCCAGGAGAAAUUCCUCCAGCCAGUCUGGAGACACGGACACAUCUCCAGAGGCUUGGGGUUGCUCCAAAAGUUUGAAAUCCCCCGGGUUACACAGGAGGAGGCCAACCAGUACCCAUCACGGCCCCUUCACUCAGACGCCCGGGCAGUCCUUCCAGGGCGUAGAACGGACACACAGCGACUCUUUCUCCGACUCAAACACCAACCGGAAGAGAAACUCUCUUCCUUCUGCCGCAGAUUCACACCGGGUGCUGAAGCUGGGCUCCCUGAAGCCACACCAAGGCAUGUUUUGUAACGUGCAUGAUAGAGUCUCUCCAGAUCCCCAAACACUGUCUGAAUCUGAGCUUCCUGAUCACAACUUCUACAACAGAGUGAAAACCCAAAGGAGCGCCUCCAUUCCUAACAUGAUCAUUGAAAUAGGACAUGGACUCCCCGUGCACUCCAGCAGUAUGAGCACGUUGCCCCGGACUGAGGAUGCACCUUCCUCCAUCUCAAGACCCAAUCCAAACGGACACUACUCGCCUCUGGAGGGUCUUUUGGAACGAGCCAAAGUGAGAGAUGGAUUUAAAAAAGGCAGACAUGUGAAAAAGGCAAAUUUGAGGUCAAGGCAUCCUCCUCCUUCCCCGUCGUUUUCCACCACACCAUCCCCGUCGCCGUCCGCCCAGUGAUGGAGACCGAGACACCGAGUGGGGAGGAGGAGGUGGAGCUGAUGAGACACAGAGCUCUCACCGUGAGUGAAGGGUGGAAGGAGCAGCUGGUGGACGGAGACGAAGAUGACAAGA
Messenger RNA from Cottoperca gobio, 1794 nucleotides. RefSeq lists its product as uncharacterized. The transcript is spliced from 4 exons. Bases 1 to 1680 code for a protein of 559 amino acids. The record is from RefSeq and is a predicted model, not a curated record. Gene Ontology annotation, biological process: Rho protein signal transduction. Lineage: Eukaryota; Metazoa; Chordata; Actinopteri; Perciformes; Bovichtidae.